Salarias fasciatus (jewelled blenny) is the source of this 864-nucleotide messenger RNA. RefSeq names its product forkhead box protein N5-like. Gene Ontology annotation, biological process: regulation of DNA-templated transcription. NCBI's taxonomy places the organism in Eukaryota, Metazoa, Chordata, Actinopteri, Blenniiformes, Blenniidae. The transcript is spliced from 6 exons. Gene Ontology annotation, cellular component: nucleus. The record is from RefSeq and is a predicted model, not a curated record. The coding region runs from base 1 to 864 and encodes 287 amino acids. Gene Ontology annotation, molecular function: sequence-specific double-stranded DNA binding; DNA-binding transcription factor activity.
AUGACUGCACCCGUUGCAACCAGAGCCUGGCUCUUUGACCUGCACUGCUCGGUUGGCCUGACUGACUGGGACAUGGGCAAGGAGCUGAAACUGGCUACAACCACCGACCAGUGUUGCCACGACGAUAAACUGAACAAUCAAUAUGUCGCCCGGAGGCCUUCCUCAAAAGCCUCCAGGAGAAAAGAUGAAUUCAUUUGGUAUGACAAAACAUCUGAUACUUUUGUUAAACCAAACCCGUGGCUGUGGGUUAAUCCCAACAUCGCCUGCCCGGUGAAGUACAGAAAAUCUGCAGGUCUGCAAACUUUAGGUGGACCUGCUGAAGAAGUCCAAAAAAAUAGGAUUUCAAAGACCAAACAUGCACCCAAAGCAGGGUUCUGCAACGCCGCCUCUCGCAGGGCGCUGCCACCUUCUGAUUACACUUCCACCAAGAACAGGACCAAGAAUGGAGCCCCUCGUAAACCAGCCAAAACCAGACGCAGGGGAAGGACGACACUGGAUAAUGGCACACUGAAAUCUGGGUGCUGGCCUCGUCCACCAGUGAAUUACUGCAUCCUCAUCACCUUGGCACUGAGGAGCAGCCCCAGUGGGAGCCUGAAAGUUCAGCAGAUUUACAAUUUUAUCAGGGAGCAUUUCCCCUUCUUCCAGACGGCUCCGGACGGCUGGAAGAACACCAUCCGACACAACCUAUGCUUCAACAGCAGCUUCCACAAAACCUGCAACCAGGUGUGCAGAGACGACAAGAGGAAGUCGUGUUUUUGGCACCUGACCCUGGAGGGCCAACGCCGGCUGAAGGACGACCUCUCCACGGUGACGGGAGAGUCCUUAAGACAGCUGGAGCGGAGCAUGUCCCACCCAGGUGAGUGA